AUGCUAUCAUUUUGUCUCUAUCUUUUUCAGUUUACUACUAUCUAUCUAUCUAUCUAUCUAUCUAUCUAUCUAUCUAUCCGUGGUGAUUCCUUUGUUCAUGGUUCUGCAUAUUUCUUGUUUUGUUUUGUUUCGUUUUGCUAUUAUUUUUUCUAUCUAUCUAUCUAUCUAUCUAUCUAUCUAUCUAUCUAUCUAUCUAUCUAUCUAUCUAUCUAUCUAAAGCUCGGGAAAAAAGUCACCGGCGUGGAUCGAAUUUAUGAUAUGUGCAAUCGCCAACGAGACGAACUCACUAUUCAUCGAUUUACAUCUGAUCCAUUCUCUCUUCACCCUGUUCUUUCUUUCUUUCUUUCUUUCUUUCUUUCUUUCUUUGUAUCGUCAUCAUUCUUUCCUAUAUUUUUUAGAAUUCUACCACUAAGCCUUUCUUUCUUUCUUUCUUUCUUUCUUUCUUUCUUUUCAUUCUCAUCGUUUUCCUCUAUUUUUAAUAAUUCUGUCACUCUUUCUUUCUUUCUUUCUUUCUUUCUUUCUUUCUUUCUUAUAUUCAAAUGCUACACCCGCCAUUAA
Acanthosepion pharaonis is the source of this 558-nucleotide messenger RNA. The record is from the annotation of a GenBank genome assembly. NCBI's taxonomy places the organism in Eukaryota, Metazoa, Mollusca, Cephalopoda, Sepiida, Sepiidae.